CCGUAAGCGGCUACGACUGUGGCUAUUGUGACAUUGAAAUAUCCACAGCGUGGACCAUAAAUAGUGAGCCAGAAAUUGUCAUUCCGCCUUUUAAAUCCCAACCAUCUCCCCUCUUCUAUUAAAUCUAUGGCUUAUACAACUCCUGCAUCUCAAGCUUCAGUCUUGAAGCCAUCCAAAGAGUCUGUUCAAGCCAAACUUGUGGGAUCCUUCCCAGAACGCUUCAUUGGCGCAAUGCCCGUGUGCGAGUUUCUUGACAAUUUCCUCCCUGCGGGAGACGAUUGUCCAGUUCUUUACAAUGAUGAGUUUCCCGUCGUUGAAAAUACGCGAUGCGAGGAGCCCAAACCGGAGCGCACCACGUUCGAACAUUUUAUGAUGGCUCUGCGGAAAUUCACCGCCAAUUUUGAUCUUGUCGACACCUCCAGUUGCCCUGACCCCUCUGUCGUCGUCGAUGGCCAUGAAUUCCAGCCCGACAUCGCGUUGUACAAAAGUGGAAGCGCCCGAAAAGGAGUGACAGACAUGUCCGCGAUGGAGGCAUGGAUCACCAUCAAGCCUUCUAUGCAACAAGACCCCUUCCAUGACCCUUACGAGGACUUCCAGAACGACCCCUAUGAGGGCGUCCCGGAUUAUCACUCAUUCGAGCUAGACGGCAAGCAGUCCAUCUCAACGCGCGCAUAUAUGCUGGCCUGUGCCAAUGCCUUCUUCGCGACGCAGUUCCGCCGCUUUGGGUUUUCUAUUCUCAUCUGUGGCUCUUGCGCACGUUUUGUGCGCUGGGACCGGGCUGGUGCUCUCGUAUCUAUGCGGUUCGACUACACGAAGGAUGUCGCUCCAUUGGCUUAUUUCCUAUGGAGCCUGAAUUGUGCGUCGCCUGAGGACCGUGGCGUCGACGUGUCCGUGAUACCCCUUUCCCUUUCGCAAACUCUAGACCCCCCUACCUGGGAGCUCCUGGGCAUGGGGAGUUCCGACCCUCUGUAUGGGUACAUCGUUCCCGUCGAUACUGCACUUCAAAAUACCGUAGACGCACAAGGUCGCCCCUUGCCCACUCAUCGCUUUUACGUCGGCCCACGGCCCACCUCCCAGUACUGCAGUCUACUCGAGCAAAGAACUCGCGCCUUCCAUGUUUGGGACCCCCAGCAGAAGAAAGUCGUUUUCUUCAAAGAAAGUUGGAGACAAGAUUCCCAAGCUACCACACCGGAGUCAGAAAUAUACCGGGUACUGCGCUCUCGCCGCAUUUCUAAUAUCCCGUCCUUCGAGCACGGUGGUGACAUGGCUGCCAUCGGAGCAAAAACCGUCACCCACUCAUUCAACGAGGCCUCGUGGUGCUGCGUCCGCACCCGUAAGGCAACCCCCCCGUUGAUACAGCAUCGAAUAAUCCUUCGUGAUGUCGGACGUCCCCUGAGCACCGUUACGUCGACCGAUGAAAUUGUAGUUGCAAUCAGGGAUGCUCUCCGAGCCCAUCAGAGUGCUUAUGAACGUCUCGGCCUUCUGCAUCGAAACAUCAACAUGGCGAACAUUGGCAUCGCCAGUGAUGGUUCUAGACUUCUCAUGGGCUGGGAAUGCAGCUCCUUUACAUCGCGUGGAGGGCUAUGGCAAACCCAGAUGGGAACUCCAGCCUUCAUGUCCGGUGAGCUGUUGGACAAAAAAGCCAACGACAAGCGCCACAAGCUGGCAGAUGAUUUGGAAUCCUUCCUGCACGUCAUGAUGUACAUUCUGGGUCGAUAUAUCCCCAACAACAUGAAUGCUGAGGAGAGGAACACCUUCUUCCAAAUAUUUGAUGAGGAGUAUGUGAUCGAUGGUGGGGGACGGGCUGUGGGUGGCUCGCACAAGAGGAAAUGCCUUGCCAAGCCUGAUUUGUACUUUCCCAAAUCCUUCACUCCGGACGACAACAUCAGCUACCUACUGCGGUUGCUGUGCGAAAUGUUCAGCUGCCGAUACGAUCCCUGGGCAAAACUGUGUGCGCGCCCAGGCAUCUACUGGCGAGCCAGCUAUUUCGAGGAAGCUCCGACCACCCACUAUGAGAUGAUAAGAGACGUGGAUCAUCUUCGCAGCCGGGAAGAAUGGCCCGAGCCAGAUUCAGAUGACUGCUAGGAUAUACUUGGCAUUGCCUUCUAAUGUCUUGUAAGCAAUAUAGUACAAUAUAAAUAAUAUCAUACAGCGGUUUACAUACAUGGAGGUAUGGCGACGUC
Molecule: messenger RNA, 2183 nt
Organism: Suillus clintonianus
Lineage: Eukaryota; Fungi; Basidiomycota; Agaricomycetes; Boletales; Suillaceae
Exons: 4
Coding region: 127-2085 (652 amino acids)
Source: RefSeq, a predicted model, not a curated record